Aphis gossypii (cotton aphid) is the source of this 2722-nucleotide messenger RNA. RefSeq names its product piggyBac transposable element-derived protein 4-like. Lineage: Eukaryota; Metazoa; Arthropoda; Insecta; Hemiptera; Aphididae. Bases 440 to 2485 code for a protein of 681 amino acids. The record is from RefSeq and is a predicted model, not a curated record. The transcript is spliced from 3 exons.
UAACCACCUCAAUGAAAUAAUUUUAUCUUGUUCACGCAUAGUGGUUAAUGGAAUCUACCACCUCAAACGGUUAGUAAAUAUACUAACAUUUUUAUUUAUAAAUAGUUGUAUUUUCCCAACUGUUUACAUUUUGUGUCAUAGCGUACAAUACACGGUAUUGCAGAUGUUUAUCUUUAUCGUCACCGAUGUAUAAAUUAAAAAUACAAUUUUUGUUUGUAACAUCUUUGGUAUAUGUAUUGAUAAGUAUAUUUUUCAUUCAUAUCAGUUUCUAUCGCCUAGCAACAAUCAUUGGCAUAAAAGUUAAUACUUUGUAGUGGUAUCCAGCAAUAACCACCAUUCAAAAUAAUAUGCACAUUAUUGAUAACUGAUAAGCAUUUAUAAAUAUUUAAAAAUCAUUAUUUCGCUUUGAAGUUUGAAUCAUAUUCUUAAAAUUUCAAAAAUGUCGCGUCAUACAAGAUUGUCACAAAAAGAUGUAGUUCAAUAUCUUGAAGAAGAUUUUCCUUCAGGUUCUGAACUAGAAUCAGAUGCCGAUGACACUGACGAGGAUCCAGAUUAUGAAAAGGAAUUUGUUUUCAAUUCUUCGGACAGCGAAUCUGAAGAUUUAAAUAAUAUGAAUGAUAUUGUUUUACCACCAAACUCAUUAGAAACUUCUGUAUUUUCAACAUCAACGACACCAUCUAGGAAUAGACCAAAUACUCGUAACUCUGUAACAUCUGUCCAUUAUGAACAGCUUCAAGAAAGUUUGGAAUUUGUGUCUCCAACUCAUUCAAAUGUAUCAAGUCAAGUAUCAAUUGCUUCACCAUUAAAUUUAAAUAUAAUCUCACCAUCACCUUCAACUUCAACAGUUCAAUACAAUAUACAGAAUAUAGUAAUUCCUAACCAACCUCUACAAGUGCCUACUUGGUCUAAAACUGUUUCUAUGUUUGAAGAAGAUGCAUUUAAUGAAAAUAAUGUCGGAGUUACAGAAUACAUAACAAGUAUGUCAGAUAUUACUCCAACAAAUAUAUUUUUAAAACUAUUUCCUGAGUCUCUUCUUGAACAUAUUUCAUUUCAUACAAAUUUGUAUGCAACCCAACUUGGAAAACCGUACACACCUACUACACCAAAUGAAAUAAAACAUUUUUUUGCAAUUAAUAUGUUUAUGUCAUUGAAAAAACUUCCUAGCUACAGAGACUACUGGUCAAGUGCCACUGAUUUCCAUGAUAGUUUUAUUUCUAAGCUAAUGCCAGUGAAUAGAUUUGGGUGGAUUCUUUCACAUUUACAUUUUAAUGACAACUCUUUAAAACCAAAAAGAGGAGAAGUAGACUAUGAUAAAUUAUAUAAAAUUAGGCCACUUUUAAAUUGUUUGAGUGAAACAUUUAAAAAAUCAUAUCGUCCACAUCAAAAAUUAGCUGUAGAUGAAAGUAUGGUAAAAUUUAAAGGUAGGUGUUCCAUGAAGCAAUAUAUGCAAAAUAAACCAAUUAAGCGAGGCUAUAAAAUUUGGAUGCUUUGCGAUCAAUCAAGUUAUAACCUGAAAUUUGAAAUUUAUACUGGAAAAUGUAGUAGCAAUGUAGUGGAAACAGGUCUUGGAGCUAAAAUAGUAUUAAAUUUAAUGAAUGAAUUUGCUGGCAAAAAUCAUAUAGUAUACAUGGAUAAUUAUUUUAGUAGUUAUAAUUUAUAUGAAAUUCUGAAACAAAAUAAUAUUUAUGCAGUAGGUACAGUAAAUUCAAACAGGAAAAAUUUACCAAAACUAUCAGAUGAUAAAAAAAUGAUGAGAGGUGACUUUGACUGGAACACUAGUAAUACAAAUAUCACAAUGUGUAAAUGGAGAGAUAAAAGAAGUGUUCAUUUACUUUCAUCACGUUCAUUACCUCAAGAACCAAUUUCAGUAAAAAGAAAACAAAAAGAUGGAACAAUUAUAAACGUACCCUGUCCACAAGUAUUAGUUGAUUAUAAUAAAAACAUGAAUUAUGUAGACAAUUUUGACAGAUUAAAAGGAGAUUAUUCAUUAGACAGAAAAUCUAUUAAGUGGUAUAUGCGGUUAGUGUUUCAUUUUGUAGAUUGUGCAAUAACAAAUGCAUUUAUUAUACAUAGGGAACUACCUAAUGUAGAACAUUUUAAAAAUAAAAAUUUCAAAAGAAAUAUUUACAAUACACUUUUAUCAGAACAAUUAGUGGCGGUUUCCCAAAAAUCCAAAAAAACAUUAUCUCAAGGAGGCCCUGCUACACGGAAGCCUUAUAUAAACCAAAGUAUUAGAUUACAAAGUUCCAGUCACCAACCUCAAAGAACUACUUCUAGGCGUUGUGGUAAUUGCAGUACUAAAAAAAACCCUGUAAGAAGCAUUUGGGAGUGCUCAGUAUGCAAAGUAAGUUUGUGCAUGAAAAAGUCAAAAAACUGUUUUCAAGAAUUUCAUUUAGCAAAAGGUAAGCUGGUAAUAGUUUACUCAAUUGUUUAUUGUGUUUUAUGUUAUUCUAUAGAAAGAUACAUGUUCAGCUGCUUCCUAUGACAUAUAAAUUAUUUCAAUAAAUAAUAUAUAUGUAUUAUGUGGUAAUUAUUUAAUUUGAUCAAUGUUAUGCUUUUUGUGUUGUUUUGUGCUUUGCUACUAAAUUGAUAUGCUUAUGUAUUGAAUAUAAUAUAUUUUUGCAACUUUUUAUAACAUAAUAAUUGUUUUUAUUAAUUUAUUUAAAAUAUGAAUUUACAUUUUCAGAUGUUUGAUUAUUAAUUGGUUAUUCAAGUACCUAUC